Messenger RNA from Monomorium pharaonis (pharaoh ant), 1927 nucleotides. Its product is annotated as retinol dehydrogenase 12-like. The coding region runs from base 347 to 1327 and encodes 326 amino acids. Lineage: Eukaryota; Metazoa; Arthropoda; Insecta; Hymenoptera; Formicidae. The record is from RefSeq and is a predicted model, not a curated record. The transcript is spliced from 4 exons.
UAAAGCUUUGCGUCGAAGUUUACGACUGCAGCGUCAGGAACAGGCGGCAUUUGCGAUGUUGUGGUGAUCAUUCCACUCGAGAUGUGAGAAAUCGGUCGAGAGAGCGAUUGAGAUAAGAUUUGCCUUUGGACCGAUGUUUUUUGCGCUCAGGUGCAUUCCGGUAUCGGGGUCAUGCUAUCACGCGGCAAGUUAGAGUGAAGAGAUACCAUUCGAUUGGAACGACGAACAUCCGAGAAACGUGCGUCAUAUUGCGCCAGCUUAACAUGCAUUAGCCAGUCAUCGCGAUCUACGCGUCAAACUUGGUUGGACCAGUCUCAUGCCACGAGAUUGAAGCCAACGUGUCAAUAUGGUAUCUACGUGGUGUUAUUUUGUAUUACCGGUGGUCCUGCUCAUCGGUUUGCUUCGCAAAUGCCGAGAGCGCACCUGGGGAAGAUGCAGGAGCACCAGCAGUCUGCAGGAUCGGGUGUUUCUCGUGACCGGCGCCAACUCCGGCAUCGGCAAGGAGACGACGAGGGAGCUUGUCAAGCGGAAAGCGACGGUUAUCAUGGCCUGCAGGGACAUACAGAGCGCGAAGAAUGCCAUAGCGGAGAUACGCAGUAAAAUACCUACUGGCGAAUUGAUUCCUAUGGAACUGGAUCUUGCAUCUUUCUCAUCGAUUAGAGAAUUCACCAAUAAAGUGUUAAAGAAAUUUUCCCAGAUUCACGUAUUAAUUAAUAACGCCGGGGUGUAUGCACCUCUGAAAGAUCACGCGUUGACAAAAGAUGGGUUUGAGAUCCAUUUCGGAGUAAAUCACUUGGGGCACUUUCUGCUUACCAAUUUACUUUUGGAACGUCUGAAGGAAUGCGCUCCUAGCAGAGUAGUGAUAGUGACAUCCAAGCUUCUGGAGUCUGGAGUAAUAGACUUUUCAAACUUGAAUGGUGAGAAAGGACUGCCGGCGAAGAGUAGGAUGAAUCCUGGUUACUGUAAUUCAAAACUCGCAAAUGCAUACUUUGCCACUGAGCUUGCCAAACGAACGGAAAAUACCGGGGUUAAUAUUUACAUGGUAUGCCCUGGAUUUACCUAUACUGGUCUAUUCAGGAACGUAAAAAGAAGCUGGUUCCAUUAUAUCAUCUUCUCGCCUGUUGCGCUUAUGUUUCUACGCACUGCAAAUCAGGGUGCACAAACGGUAUUGCAUUGCGCGACAGAAUCAUCGUUGUCUGAGGAAAGCGGACAUCUAUAUCGUGACUGCAAACUUUACGUCUCUAAGAAGGAUCUGGACUCGGAAGUAGCGCUUCGUCUGUGGGACGUAAGUGCGAAAUUGACUGGCAUAAAGGAGAUUGUGAAAUAAUUUUAGGAUACACACGCAUAUUGUACAAUCGACGGCAAAAUACUGUUCUUUUCUGGUGUAGUGGAGAAUUGCACUUGCAUUGUAUUUCUCUCUUCUCCACUGAAAGGUUAAUUGGUUAAUAUAAGAAGUCGCAGUGAGACCCAAAGGCAAGAACUUGAUGCAAAUGCAAUUCUACUUGCUGCAUGUGAAUUGGAGAGUAAUUUUGCUCUUCAUCAUGCCAUUGCAACUUUACUUUUGUUGUAUCUUAAGUGAUUAUUCGAUAUUUAUUUUUAUAUAUAUAGCAAAAGAAGCUAAACAAUGUCAGAAUUGCACAUUUUUAUUUUCAUUUUUAUAUAUUUAAAGUCAUGGCGAAUUUUAUAUAUAUAUAUAUAUGUAUAUUUUAAGAUAAGAUACAUAUCUUCUAUAUUUUGGUGUACAUUGUGUAUGUAUAUUUAUCUUCAUAUAUUAGAUGCCAACACAACUGUAAAUUCUAUAAAUCAUUUACAAGUGCGGCCUUCUCUUGAUUUUGCGUUGAAUGAUCCAAUGUAAAAAUAUCAAUUCUAAAAAUUAAACAUAUAGAAAAUAUAUGUAUUUAGAAUAAAAUUCUAUAUAGACAGCCUU